Caenorhabditis auriculariae is the source of this 1800-nucleotide messenger RNA. NCBI's taxonomy places the organism in Eukaryota, Metazoa, Nematoda, Chromadorea, Rhabditida, Rhabditidae. The record is from the annotation of a GenBank genome assembly.
AUGGAAGAGGAACUCGCCACAUACAAGCUUCAAUUGCAGCAGGUUCGUUCAUUUUCAUCCAUCAAAAAAAAAAAAAGCAAACCCGAGCAAAGUAGCUGCCAAGCGGUUAUUUCCUAGCUUUUGAUCAACGUGGGCUGUAUAGUUUUUUGAGCGGCUACCUGGGUGCUUACUGUUUUUUGAAUCUUUUUCAACCCUAGCGAAUCGCCAGGAUUUGGACCCUAGACAAACGUUCUCCAAAAUCGCUGGUUUGAGACAUAUACCUGUUACAUAGCCGCUAUCAAACACAGUCGAAUAGGUAUCGGCUAUAAAGCCGCAUCGAUUUCUGUGUUUGGUAGAAAAAAGAUUGUCUUCUGCAGGUGGAAGCAGCGCUUCUGGGAGAUCCAAACAACGAAGAACUUCACAAGUUGCAAGCCGAUUUGCAGGAAAUCAUCGCGUUACAAGUUUAUUUUUCGUACUGAGUGAAUGUAAUCGGAAAACUUAGGAAGAAUUGCAAGCUCGUGAAGCUGAAGCCACUUCUCAAAACGGGGUCGUUCAGCCACAAGUCAUCCAUCAGUGGACGGUGAGUUGUCAUCACGAUAAAAGUCAUAACGAUAAAAUUGAAAAUGAAUACUUUGAAGGUAGGAGAGCGAGUUUUGGCUCCAACAGUAAGUGGGAACCGCGUUUUUGCCAGAAUCGACAGUUUGACUCCGGCUGGUGUUGCCAUCACAUUUGUCGGUAUGUUACUUCUUUUUUUCGAAAAAAAAAGUAGAAACUAAUUCAUAUUUCAAUGUAGUUUAAAUUUUCCAAUGAUUUUAUUCUUUAUUAUCUCCCCGAAAGAUUUUUUUCAAUGAAGUUUACAAUGUUUUUUUAGGAUGUAAUGAAGAAGUUAUUAUUUUUUAUAUUUUAGGGACUGGUCAGAAGACGAUUGUCAAUGAAAAAGAUUUGCAACUGCCGCCUGAAAACCAGCGAAAAAACUACGCCGAAGAUAAUCAGAGGGCCGCCGGCGCCUCUAACAACGUCAAUAAGAAGGAAUGGAUGGUCAGUGAAGAUUUUUUAUUUGAGGAUUUGAAGUAUAUAUCAUUUUCGCGUAUUUCGGAAUUCCUAAAUAUCAGGGUUUUCUCUUUUUUUUUUUCAUAAGUUAGGUGACUUAUGUCUUUUGAUACUUCUUUUUCUCUUAUCCUUUAUUUCUUGUUUCGCAAAUCUUAUAAAUCUUGAAAUGUUUGAAAAAAAACAGGAAAUAUAAAAUAGAGUAUAACAUAACAGGCUGAACGAGAGCGACGCCGUGCUCGCGCUCAGAAGAAAGACGCGCGGAGAAAAGAGCUCGAAAACCAGAAGGACAGCGAAAAACGCAGUUGGCAGAAGUUCAACGACAAAGCCAGUUCAAAGGGCCUCAAGGUAUCGAGAAACGGGUUUCAAUACUGUUGUGGUUAUUCAGGGUUUGAAACGCGUUUCGGCUACUGGAACUUCUCAAGAUGGAUCCUCUGCUUACGGUUAGUUAAUAGAUUUUUGAAUGAAUACUCUAGGUUUCAUGAUAUCAAAAAACCUGAGAAAAUACGAAGAUAAUAUUUAUAAAAAAAUGAAUUCUAUUUGUUUUAAAAUUAUCUUUCACUUGCAGAAGAAAUUAGUUUUUACUAUUUUUCCAUUCAUUCUCCGGAUAUCCAAUUCUGAUUGGUUUCAGGGCUUUUCUCAAACUUUAUUGAGGUCUUUUCAAAUCCUUUGAAACCGUUUUUUCUAGGUGUGAAACGGGAUACUGUCAUUUCUUCGCGCAGCAACCAAUUUGCCUUCAAAUCGGUCCGCGGCGCAAUGGAUUCUCUCUUUUGA